Messenger RNA from Tachyglossus aculeatus (Australian echidna), 4021 nucleotides. RefSeq names its product MDM2 proto-oncogene (gene MDM2). The transcript is spliced from 10 exons. Gene Ontology annotation, cellular component: nucleus. Gene Ontology annotation, molecular function: ubiquitin protein ligase activity; identical protein binding. The coding region runs from base 63 to 1502 and encodes 479 amino acids. NCBI's taxonomy places the organism in Eukaryota, Metazoa, Chordata, Mammalia, Monotremata, Tachyglossidae. The record is from RefSeq and is a predicted model, not a curated record. Gene Ontology annotation, biological process: negative regulation of apoptotic process; regulation of cell cycle.
UCACUCCAAUUUGGGUGGUUUUUCCUUCGUGUUUCCCCCCCCCCCCGUCUCCUCGCAGGCCGAUGUGCAACCUUCCCAAGAUGUCCGCCGGCCCCUCCGCCUCCGCCCCACAGGCCCUGGUUAGACCAAAGCCACUCCUUUCUAAGUUAUUAAAACUUGCUGGUGCACAGAAAGACACUUUUACAAUGAAGGAGGUCAUAUUUUAUCUUGGCCAGUAUAUAAUGGCAAAACAACUCUAUGAUGAAAAGCAGCAACAUAUUGUCCAUUGCUCAAAUGAUCUUCUUGGAGAUCUGUUUGGAGUACCAAGCUUCUCUGUGAAAGAACACAGGAGAUUGUAUGCAAUGGUUUCCAGAAACUUGAUCGCAGUCAGCCGUCAAGAACCUGUAGGGGCAGAGACAAGUAACAGUGAGACCAGGUGUCAGCUGGAAACCGGGACUUCUCCAAAGGAGACAGUGCAAGAGUUGCCAGAAGAGAAACCUGCAUCACCAAAUUUAACUUCUAGACCAACUACCUCAUCUAGGAGGAGGACUCAUAGUGAAACAGACGAGACCUUAGAUGAACUAUCCGGUGAAAGACAGAGGAAACGACACAAAUCAGAUAGCAUUUCGCUCACCUUCGAUGAAAGCCUUGCACUUUGUGUGAUAAGCGAGCUGUGCUGUGAACGGAGCAACAGCAGUGAAUCAAAUGACAUUCCUUCCAAUCCAGAUCUGGAUACUAGGUCUUCGAGUGAAAAUUCUGAUGAUUGGUGUGAUCGAGAUUCCAUUUCAGACCAGUUUAGUGUUGAGUUUGAAGUUGAAUCUGUUGACUCUGAAGAUUAUAGCCACAAUGAAGAAGGGCAGGAGCUCACAGAUGAAGAUGAUGAGGUAUACCAAGUAACUUUGUAUCAAACAGAAGAAAGCGACGCAGACUCAUUUGAUGAAGAUCCUGAAAUAUCCCUGGCAGAUUAUUGGAAGUGCUCUUCUUGUGACGAGAUGAAUCCCCCGCUCCCAUCCCACUGCCACAGAUGUUGGUCUCUCCGGGAGAACUGGCUUCCCGACGAGAAGGCCGAGUCGCUUGAGGAGGGCAACCUGGAAAGCUCCACCCAAGAAGAAGCGGGCUUCGACGUUCCCGACUGUAAAAAGAUUAAAGUGACGGAAGCUAAAGAAUCGUCUGCUGAAGGAAGCGAGGACCCAGGCAAAACGCUGGAAUCCCAAGAGAGCGAGGAGUACUCCCAACCGUCCACUUCGAACAGCGUCAUCUGUAGCAGCCAAGAGGAUGCCAAGGAGUCGGGGCGAGAAGAAUCCCGAGACAGAGAGGAAAACGAGGACUCCAAGCUUCCCCUUAGCACGAUAGAGCCCUGCGUCAUUUGUCAGAGCAGGCCGAAAAACGGCUGCAUCCUCCACGGCAGGACGGGACACCUCAUGGCCUGUUUCACGUGCGCCAAGAAGCUGAAAAAACGCAACAAGCCGUGUCCGGUGUGCAGGCAGCCGAUUCAGAUGAUCGUGCUGACUUAUUUCAGCUAGGCGUGAUGGACCUUAAGUGGGGGCAAUAAGUCCAGGAACUUGAAACUUGCAUAGGUGGCCUACCUAAAAUUUUAAAUUUAUUUAAAGUUUUAUUUUUAUAUAGUUCUCAAACAAGUUACUGAUUCAGAGCCCCUAAUCAAAUGUGUUUCUUUUUGGCUCUAAAGAAGUAGAACAGGGCGCCGCACCGCUGUUGUCGGGUGAGGGGAGGUUUUUGAGGUCCCCGGUAACGAAACCAUCUUGCAGACGCGUUUUUCCCCGCCACUUAGCUCCUCCUUGCCGAUUCCUUUUCCGAACUGGAAGGGGUGUCAGGGCCUCGAGCAGGCCAGAGGCCAGCAGCCCGUCGUUAACCACGCAUCCGCCCAGCCCAGGUUGGAUUCCGGUACCGAGGCGCCCCAACGGUGUGAGAAGGGGGCCUGGAUCUUGCCGAGGGGUAGGGAAGACCCGGGUUUUUUUCCGAUCACCCGAGAUCUCUCCGUGGUCGAGGGGGAAUUGCAGUCCUCUGACGACCACCUGAGUCAAAAUGCCACAGCUUUUGUGUAGCAGUGCCCCUCCUGAAAGGUCCUAGAAGCUGGGGUGGGGCUGGGGGACAAGUAUGCUAUGACUUGGCCCAAGUUUAUGCACGUUGAGUGGAACCCCAUUCUUUGAACACGCCCUCGAAAAGCAGUGGAUACAGAUGCACGAAAAGGUAAUGCAGAAAAUACUUCCAAAAGUUUUCUGAUCAUCUUAGGUUUUAGGUUGUAAAAAAAAAAAUCCCUCAAAGAAAAUUGCAGAUUGCACCUAGACAGUCUCUGUAGACUAAUUGCAAGUGAAUCAACUCUGUUCCUAGAUCACAGUAAAGCCAGGCAUCCUCUCUCACUGGUAACCAGGUUGAUAAUAUCCCCCGCUUCUCUCAGAGGCUGCUCUGCAUCUUAUAUCCUAGUUCUACCUCAGGUAUUUAGUAUACCCCUUUUUUCCCCCACUUCACGGAAAGAGGAAGCUUGUGUUUUUGGGGGGUUUUUUUCACUUCCUCCUCCUACGAAGUGCGAAUCAGGCGUGAAGAAAGGUGACUUGGGUGUUUAGCUGAAGCAUCUUGACUGUGGGCUCCUGUUUAGCGGGAGACUAGCACCUCUUCCUUAUUGGCAUCUCGGCUGCUUGCCUUUCCCUCCCAACUUCCUUUUCGAGGCCGGUCAGUGCCUCCCGGAAUCCACCUGGUUUUCCGUCGCCGUAAUAAAACGUUCCCUCACUUUCCAGCUCAGAGGAUCCAGGGGGAAAUCCAGGUCGCAGCUUCUCCAUUGCCAUCUGGCCCAGCUUUCUAGCCUUUCCUGAGGUUGAUGGCUACUCCUUCAGUCCUUUCCUCCUUGGGUUUGACCCCAGAACGAAAGAGAGGAAAAUGGCUUUUUAGCUGGUUCCACCGGCAACUCGUGACUGAUUGCAUUAAGAAGAGACGAGCUCCUUAACUGAGGUAAGAAAGUCAAGGGCUUAUUUGGUGAGGUCCUCUACGCAGUGAGAAGUCAAACAGAAAUUGCUAUCACUGCAUCCUGCUGUAAUUAUUUGUUGUCCGGUUUUUGCCAGCCGUGGGCCGUUUGACGAGCAGCCCCCAUUCCCAACAUCGGCAAAUGUUGUGUAUUGUGCUGCCGCAGCCCCAGUAGGGAAAAAAGGCAGUAUCUGUUGAACCUUUUAUCAAUUCAGUUGGACACAGGCCUCCACUGCGAACCAGGAGCCAGGUUAGAACGCAGCCACCGAGCUGAAGACCAAUAUUCAAUAGCAAGGAGGUCCAAGGCUGGAAGCAAAAGCCUGAUCAGUCAUCUAGAAUUUUCUCUGCCCACAGUCCAUUAUCGUAGAAGCCAACGAAAUCAAAAUCUAACCAGACCUGAGGCCCCCCACUAGGGCUUUUUGCUGUCACAGUCUUAAGGAAUGAGAAAUAGACCUCAGACCCUCUUGACCCACUCCUCUUGACCCACUGAAUAACCAAAGCAUCAGAUCAGAGCGCUUAUAAAUGCAUAUAAACUCUGAAAACUCACCAACAAUCCACGGUCCCUGGCCUCUGCUGCCUUGUUUGUUUAAGAGGGUCUGCCAGCCUGCAAACUCCAGGCCACAAUGAUCCCAUCUCCGUCGGCGGCAUCGAAAGUGAAACCGAAAAUAUUCUGCUCCGAGGAAAGGUAGGCACUAUAUUCGCGGAGAUUUUUUUGGCAGUUUGGGGUGGAGAGGGCGAGAAAGAGUCGGCCAGGUUUUGCUACAAGCGCUGACGGGUGUUGCAAUCUUAGCUCCGUGAAGUGGCGUUUAUAGCAAAGAAUGUUAGUUUUAACAUACUGUAUUGUUUCUAGAAAAGCAAAUCCAAUAUAUUAACGUGUUUAAUCCAAUUGUUCUUUUAUAAGAAAAUCCAAUAAAAAAAAAAGUGAAUCGGUCCUAAACUUUGAGAGAUUUCUCUGUUGAAAAGUUUCAGGAUUGUACUGUGAGGGAUCAAAUGAAAACCCGGGCACUCAGAAUUAAAGCGUGAAAUUCCUUGUCAUUAAAGUUAAUAAAAUUGAUGUGGAAAAUGU